This is a messenger RNA of Candidozyma auris, 1776 nucleotides long. RefSeq lists its product as uncharacterized. Gene Ontology annotation, biological process: transmembrane transport. The record is from RefSeq and is a predicted model, not a curated record. The transcript has a single exon. Lineage: Eukaryota; Fungi; Ascomycota; Pichiomycetes; Serinales; Metschnikowiaceae. Gene Ontology annotation, molecular function: transmembrane transporter activity. The coding region runs from base 1 to 1776 and encodes 591 amino acids.
AUGUCAAGAUUGGAGACAAGUCAACAGAGGCAUACCUUAGAGGAUGAGGCUGCAAACGCUGAAGCUGAGAAGAUUCCUCUCAAGAGAGAGCUAGAAGAUAGACUAGGCAACUCUCAUGUCAAUUUACUCCCCAAAAAGAAACUCAUCAUCACGCUCGUGGUCAAUGCGUUUUGUCUCUUCGUCUGUUUUCUAGAUCAGACAAGCCCCACAGUGGCAUUGCCGGAGAUCGCCAAAGAUUUGGGUGCUGAAAAUUCUAUCAACUGGGCAGGCACCUCGUCGCUUUUGGCCAACUGUGUGUGUCAGGUGCUUUUUGGUAGAUUCGCUGAUAUCUUUGGAAGAAAGAAUAUGCUUUUGGGAUCCCUUAUAAUGCUUCUUGUGUCGAAUAUGCUUUGUGGGUUCGCUCAAACAGGGCCCCAGUAUUAUGUAUUCCGAGCGUUCGCUGGUAUCGGUGUUGGUGGCACACAAUCGAUGAUUAUGGUCAUUUUGAGCGAUGUUGUGACAUUGAAACAGAGAGGGCGUUUCCAAGGAAUCUUGGGAAGCGCAGUGGGGCUCGGUAACGCUGCUGGGCCUUUGAUAAUGGCCGCCUACGUCGAACACUCAACGUGGAGAAAUUUCUACAGAACAAUCCCACCAAUUAUGGCCGUGGUGAUCGUUUUUGUCUUUUUUAUUGUGGAGGACAGAAGGAAACUGGCUGGGCCGGUGCUCUCCACGAGGGAGAAAUGGAAGAAGAUAGACUACGUCGGGAUUUUCUUCUCCACUGCAGGAUUGACGCUCUUGUUGAUCCCCAUCAGUGGAGGUGGAUCCACCUAUGCUUGGGAUAGUGAUUUGGUGAUUGCCAUGUUUGUUGUGGGAGGUGUUUGCACCAUAGUCUUCCUCAUCGCCGAAUGGAAAAUUCCUGAGCUUCCCAUGAUCCCCAUAUACGUGUUCAAGAACUUGUCCUUAAGCUUCUUGCUCUUGUCAACAUUUUUAUAUGGUAUCGUUCACUUCGGGUUCUUGUUUAUUGUUUCAUACUAUUUCCAAUUGGUCAAAGGUCAAGACGCUAUGCAUUCAGCAUACUACCUACUUCCAUUGGUUCUAAUGCAAGCCUUCAUGUCGAUCGCGGCCGGCAACAUAAUCUCAUGGUCCGGUCAUUGGAUUCACAUCUUGAUCAGCGGGUACCUGUUUUGGCUCACAGGAUGUGGUAUGACCCUAGCUUGGAAAGAGAGUACAAGCACGGGUAUGAUUGUUGGCACUUUAAUAGUCAUGGGUGUUGGCAUCGGAUUUAUUUUCCAACCUACGAUGGUAGCAGUGCAAGCAAACGCCACUAUGGCACAACGAGCGGUAGUCAUUGGAACAAGAAACGUCUUGAGAGCUUUUGGAGGUGCCAUGGGCGUUGCGUGUGCCACCUUGAUAAUUUCAAAUUCUCUUCUAAACGAGAUUAACAAGGAAAUGGGUCACCUGGUCGUUCCUCGACUGUUCUUGACAAACUUGAAGUCCAACAUUUACACGAAAGCAGACCUUACAGGUCUCGAUGAUGCUCAAAGAAAUGUGGUAAGACAUAUGUACAUGAAGUCUAUUCGAAACGUUUUCUACUUCACAAUACCUUUGUUGGCGAUCUGUCUCAUCAUCCUGUUAUUUGUGAAGGAUAAAGGGCUUCAAUGCCUUGAUCAACAGCCUGAGAAAAAGAAGGAAAAUGUGUCCAAUGACAAUUCGUUAAGCGAUCGCAGCUUGUACACUGAACAAAUCGGGCAGGCUAAGGAAGGUGUAGACCAGGAGAAGGAGAAAUCAAACGCAUAG